AUGAAAGCCACUACAGCGGGUUUCCUGUCUUCCUUGGCCACCUUGGCAGCAGCCGCCCAGUCCGAAAGGACUUUUGCCGUGCUUCGUUUUGACGGAGAUGGGUUCAUGACUGAGGGAAGAGUCGAUCCCAUCGUCAGCCCGGGUACCGCUGCCAGUCAUUUCCACGGUAUUAUGGGCGGAAGCAGCUUUGGCACGACUGUUGACGGCGACCAGCUGCUCUCAUCGAGCUGCACCAAUGCCAAGAUCAAGAACGAUCGAAGCAACUAUUGGGCUCCCGAGGUCUAUUUCCGUGAUCCUAACAAUGGCACCUUUACCAAAGUGCCCCUGUUCUACAUGAACGUCUACUACUUCUUUGAGCCUACGGAUGACGAUAUCGAAGCAUUCCCCGUCGGCCUCAAGAUGUUUACUGGCGACGCCAAGACAAGAGACCCUCCCGCCUUUGGUGGCGGAAGCAACCUCGAUCCCGACGCCGGCCCCAUUCAGAACAUCCAGUUCACCUGUCCGCGGUCAAGCUACGACCCGCCUUCUUACCCGACGGACUCUGACGGAACGACAGCCGGAAUGCAAGAUCCCCAGAACAAGGGUGCAGGAGCUGGAUUCCCUCUCUACCCUUGUGAUGGAUAUGCUUCUCCUCUGCGGGCAGAUAUUCAUUUCCCUUCCUGCUAUAACCCAGACGCGGGAUUGGACGACUACAAGAACAACAUGGCGUGGCCCACCAUCACAAACUUCAAGCAAAACUGCCCGUCUGGUUGGAUUCACGUCCCCCACAUCUUUUUCGAGCUUUACUGGAACACGCCCAUGUUUGAUGACCUGUGGACUCCGGAUGGCAAGACGCAGCCCUUUGUCUUGUCCAAUGGAGAUGCUACUGGAUACAGUCUCCACGGCGACUUUAUUGCCGGUUGGGACCUGCCCACGCUCCAAACCAUCAUUGACACGUGCAAUGCUGGUGAUAUCGGCAUGGACAAGUGCCCCAACAUCCCGGGCGGCCUCAACGACGACAACGACUGCAAGAUCAGCUCCCCUAUUGUUGAAAUUUUGAGUCUCAACGCGGCCUUGACUGCGCUUCCCGGUGACAACCCAUUGACGGGCUGGAGCUUUGGCGGAUCGAGUGAUAGCGGCAGCAGUGCGUCGAGCAGCAGCGCGACAGGCUACGCGACAGCGUCUGUCGACCAGUCGAGCACCUCGGCUUCCAGCAGCGCACAAGAAACCACCUACGCCGUGUCACUGGCAAAUUUGGAUGGAAAGAAGGGCGAGGCCGCGUCAACCCAACCUACUGCUGCGCUGCCCACAGAGGCAGCCGUCUCUGCCGUUGCCAAUAAUGCUGGCUACAACACGGUUGUCAUUGAUGGCACUGGCAUUCCCGUCAGCACUGUUUGGGACAUUGUCACGGCAACUGAGACGCAAACUGUUUGGGUCGAGGAGACUGCGCCGGCCAAGCGUCAGGAAAAACACGCCGGUCACAUUGCCCGGCACAGACGCUCUGGUCACUUUCAUCACUGA
Pestalotiopsis fici W106-1 is the source of this 1500-nucleotide messenger RNA. RefSeq lists its product as uncharacterized. The coding region runs from base 1 to 1500 and encodes 499 amino acids. The transcript has 3 exons. The record is from RefSeq and is a predicted model, not a curated record. NCBI's taxonomy places the organism in Eukaryota, Fungi, Ascomycota, Sordariomycetes, Amphisphaeriales, Sporocadaceae.